This is a messenger RNA of Nematolebias whitei (Rio pearlfish), 1223 nucleotides long. It is a transcript of the gene akirin1, whose product is annotated as akirin 1. Gene Ontology annotation, cellular component: nucleus; chromatin. Gene Ontology annotation, biological process: negative regulation of skeletal muscle satellite cell proliferation; myoblast migration involved in skeletal muscle regeneration; positive regulation of transcription by RNA polymerase II. Gene Ontology annotation, molecular function: transcription coregulator activity. The record is from RefSeq and is a predicted model, not a curated record. The transcript has 5 exons. The coding region runs from base 178 to 741 and encodes 187 amino acids. NCBI's taxonomy places the organism in Eukaryota, Metazoa, Chordata, Actinopteri, Cyprinodontiformes, Rivulidae.
CCGUUGGGCUUUUACUACUCAGAGAAGAAAAUCCGUUGUUGUGGAGGGGAAGAGAGUACGAGAGGAAACUCAAGGAGGCACGUUAAGCAUUCAAAAGGGAGCGUUAAACCCAACUAUCGCCGGUGUUUUAUUUUAUUUUCCCCUCCACCCUACUUUUGCCGGUUUUGUUUAGCUAACAUGGCUUGCGGUGCUACGUUAAAGCGGUCGAUGGAGUUCGAGGCCCUCCUCAGUCCCCAGUCUCCCAAGCGGAGAAGGUGCAACCCGCUACCGGGGACUCAGAGCGCUCCGUCCCCGCAGAGAUGCAACCUCCGUACCCCAGUCGACAGCCCGGCACAUUCGAUGUCCCCUCAACCCGUCGGAGGCGAACACAGGCUCACCCCAGAGCAAAUCUUCCAGAACCUUCGCCAAGAGUACAGCCGGAUCCAGAGGCGACGGCAGCUGGAAGGUGCCUUCAACCAGACGGAGGCCUGCAGCUCCAGUGACGCCCCCAGUCCCAGUUCUACCCUCAACGCUCCCAGCUCCCCGCCUGGUGCCUCAAAGAAGGACCAGCCCUCGUUCACGCUGAGGCAGGUCAGCUACCUGUGCGAGCGCCUGCUCAAAGACCACGAGGAGAAGAUCCGAGAGGAGUACGAACAGAUCCUUAACACAAAACUCGCAGAACAAUAUGAAUCUUUUGUGAAAUUUACGCAAGACCAGAUCAUGCGAAGAUACGGAGCUCGUCCUGCGAGUUACGUCUCCUGAGCCGACAUCGCUGUGAUCCUGAACUUCUCUCACACGACGGCUGCUCUUCUUCCGCCUCCUCCUUUUUGAUUUAAUUUUUAUCUCCCCCGUUCCCUUCCUCCCUGCUCAGUUUGGGUGCCAUGGUUUAUUGAGUUUUAAUCCCCAAAAAAUGUUCCUUACCUCCAAACCUCUGCUGCUGGCCAAACAAUUGGAACAAUCAGAACAUUAAAUUCUGUAACCCCCCCACCCCCCUACUUAUUGUCUAUAUGUUUUUAUCAGCCAUCUUGGAAAAAGCAAAUGUUUAAAUAUAUUUUUCUUUUGUUUUGCUGCCGCUGUAGAAAAAGCUCACUGGCUUGUGAUGGUUCUGUAGAACGUCCCAGCAGUACCGUAAGAUUAAUAUUUAAAGGCUCCUGCUUCUCACAUUGCCCCCCCCUCACAACUCUGCCCGAGAUCGUGGAUUUUUCUCCCUUUUGAAUAAAACAAUAAAAGUUCUGUGACUAAAA